Lotus japonicus is the source of this 1088-nucleotide messenger RNA. RefSeq lists its product as uncharacterized. The transcript has a single exon. Lineage: Eukaryota; Viridiplantae; Streptophyta; Magnoliopsida; Fabales; Fabaceae. Bases 123 to 776 code for a protein of 217 amino acids. The record is from RefSeq and is a predicted model, not a curated record.
CUAGGUUUGCCAAACCAAAUCCCCAUAGGGGUCCUUUCAGAACAAGCCAAAACCCUAACCGCUUCUCUCGCUUUCUCUCUCUACCUCACUCCUUUCUCUCUCUACCUCCUCCAUCUCCAUCCAUGGCUUCUUCAUCUUCUAGAACCAAAUCCAGUGGACCAGUUCUACGAUCUCUUUCACCCUCUGGCAGAUUCUGCUCAUACACCACAUCCAAAACUCCAUUCUCAUCACAAUCCUCAGCUUUCGCUUCAUCCACCGGUUCCAGUUUUUCAUCUCCGUCUUCCACCUUCUUCACUCAAUCCAAUUACCACAACAAUCAGAUCCACCACCACCGUUCCGCUUCACCAACUCGCGUCAAUCUAUAUUCCGCUGCACCUCUCUCCUCCGGUGUCCGAUUCUCGAUCGAUUCCCGGUCUAUCUCACCGAACCGGUCGAUUUCGAAUCAGAUCAUCUCCCGGAACAACCGUCCGAUCUCGGCGCAGAAGAAGUCCUGUAUGUGCUCGCCGACGUCGCAUCCUGGAUCGUUCCGUUGCAGCCUCCAUAAGCACACCGGAAACAACAACAGCAACACCGAUUCGUGUCCUUCCAAUCGCCUCAACAUGCGUAGAUCUGCGAUGAAGAACUCGCUGGUGAGAAUCGGAGGUGUGGAGGGAGAGUGGGUGAAAAGAGCCCUAACCGCACUGAUCCGUCCCUCAUCUCACCAGCAGAGGCGGAGAUCGGCGUACGAGCCCAGACCUAGCCGUCUCUCAGUCAUGACCAAGGCAGCAGAUCUAUAAUUUCCCCUUAUUUUUAACUUUUACAGGUUGGAUCAAGAUUUUCAAGCUGUUACUGCUGGUAUUUUCGCCACCAGUCCUCCACCUCCACCACAACAACCACCGUGUCCUUCAGCCUGAGAUGGAAGUCCGGCGAAGCAGUCAGAUAGCAGCAAGCGAGUUAGCACUCUCCGGCGAGUUUUGAAUCCGUCGCCUGGAGCAGAUGGAUGAAUUGCCACCGGUGAUUUGGAAGAUUCUCUGCAUAGAUCUAUGAGAUUGGAUCCACACAAUUGCUUGUUUGUACAUAACGUUUGCUUAUGGAAGCAGAGUUUUGGA